Pomacea canaliculata is the source of this 3335-nucleotide messenger RNA. RefSeq names its product cofilin-like. The transcript is spliced from 3 exons. Bases 131 to 580 code for a protein of 149 amino acids. Gene Ontology annotation, molecular function: actin filament binding. Gene Ontology annotation, cellular component: actin cortical patch; cytoplasm; actin cytoskeleton. Lineage: Eukaryota; Metazoa; Mollusca; Gastropoda; Architaenioglossa; Ampullariidae. Gene Ontology annotation, biological process: actin filament severing; actin filament fragmentation; cell motility. The record is from RefSeq and is a predicted model, not a curated record.
UGUCACGUGACGCCGCAGACAGCCUCGGUCUUCGCAGCACGCAGCCAUUUUCUGACAGAGAAGCGACGAUUUUCGGUGUAUACUUUCGGUGUUUAUUUCAUUUGUAGUUCGCUAUAUUUAAAAUUCCAUCAUGUCUUCUGGUGUGGCUGUCAGUGAUGAAGUUAAAAAUUGUUUUCAACAAGUCAAGAUGAACACAAAAUCUGGAUCUAAAUUGCGCUAUGGGGUUUUUAAAAUCAAUGAUAGCUUGAAGGAUAUCGUCGUAGACAAAAGUCUGAUGUCAACCGCUUCCGAAUCGACUAGGGAAGAACCAAGCCAUUUCAUGGAAGUCAUUUCUGGCUUACCUCAGGAUGAUGGGCGCUACGUUGUGUAUGACUACCCAUACACGGAGUCAUAUGGCGACACAUCAAAACUAAUAUUCAUUUUAUGGUGUCCAAAUGCGAUUUCCAUCAAACGGAAGAUGCUUUACGCUUCCUCAAAAGAUGCCCUUAAGAAGGUGAUGAGUGAAGUGACAGAGUUUCAGGCAGACUGUGCAGAUGAUCUACAGCAUAAAGACAUUACGUCCAAGUUGCGCAGAGUUUAGACAUGAGAGCUGAACACAAAGACGUAUGGAGCUUGGAGAACGAGGAGAGUGGUUUGAAUAAUUUCAUGCUUGGUGACAUUGCAGCUUAAUGGAGCUGGCAACAACAGCGAUAGCAAACAAGAAGGCCAAACUUGAACUUUUUGCACAGGCAGAGUAAUGCAGCAGUACAAUUACUAGCAAGAGUUCAAACUAAUGUGUAGAAAUGUUGCUCUUUUUUUUUUUUUUUUUUUUUUCAAACAAAAAGGAAAAAAUGAUUGGUGAUCAAUGGGACCUUGUGAUGUCCUAAUGGCCCACCCACGCCCCUCCCCCCUUCUAGACAUAGUGGUCACCCUACACACCAUCUUUUUUGUGCAUUUACAGGCUUUCGUAGAAGGGUUGUCUUUUCUGUUUUCAUUUUUACAGUAUUAAAUAUAGGAGAGCUGACAUUAGCACAAAAUCAGCAUUGACAUGUUUGUGCUGAAAUGGGAAGGGUAGCAACAAUCCUUAGCAUUUUACUUUAUAUUUUUCUGCAGGUGCAUUCAUUGAUGUAUUUAGAAGAUAAUAAGUUGACGCUUAAAAGAUCAAACCACUUUCUUGAAGCUUAAUCAACCUGAAUCUUAAAUGGCUGAAAAAAUGUUAUUCUAUGCAAGUGCCUUUUGAAUAUCACCAUGUUAAUGAGAUGUCCAUCUACAGCCAAGUUGUGCACUGCAAAUUCUCUUAUUGUGGAAAAACAUUAAUUGCACAAAAAAUCUCCAAAACUGAAGGCCCAGGGUUCCUUGCUACUUUUAUUGUAAAAUGUUUCAGCGCAUGCAGGAGAAAUUUAAUGUCUUGAAAAAGGGGUCUUGUUUAAAUCAACUGUUUUUUGUGACUGGUUGAGACUUUUCCUACUAUUUCAUUGUGCUAGUUCACGAUAAUGUGACAUCUUUAAAAACGAAAUUAACGCAUAUAUUGAUGUGACAGCAUUGUGCAUGUUAAUGAUGGACAGAGGGCAUUGUGCAUGAAUAAAAUAGCUUUCAAAUUGUUAUUCUUGACAUUGAGAGAAAAUAAAGCAUGGAACUGAUUGCCCAUAUCCUGUGGCCUUUUUUUUUUCUCUCUAAUUAUAGGCAGUUAUAGUUAAAAAUUUAGAAUGUACAAGAAAAAGCUAAUGAUUGAGGAAUUAUUAUUGUGUGAAUAGGUAAGUUGUACACAUUAGCGCCAAAUAUCUAGAAAUCAACCAGCCUGCUUCUGAACAUUGAUAAGUAAUAAGUGGUCAUGAAAGAGAAUUUUGUAGAAUGAGCUAAUGCAGGCUCUAAGCCUUGAGAAGGUAUAAGCUGUCAGUGAAAAUUAAGACCGAGUGGGGGUUAUUUUUUUGACUAUGUUUAACUUUAGCAUGUCCUGUAACUUGUUAUAAGGGUUCUUUCUUGGCAUUUGGUGUUUAUCUUCACGAUAUCAAAAGUGUAAAUUUUGGUUGUUUAGGAUUUUUAAACAUGAUUGUCCAUGACUUUAUUACAUGAAAAUCAGCAGACAAGCUGUUAAGUAGUCUGUGCAUGUGAUGUUCAAAAGUUUUUUUUUUAACAAGCUUUAGUUUUCAGUGUCAGAGACUUUUAGGUUUUGAGGUAAAGUGUGAAUACUGUUCCAUGAUCCUGGAAAAACAUUCAAGAUUUUGAUAAUGCCUUAGUUAAUAAAGCAAGCUAAAGUCCAGUAGAUGGGCUAUUGGUUAUAUCUUGUAGCUUUCUGCCUCCCACUGUCAACCACACUACUCUUAGGGCAGCUCCUUGUGUAAAGUUUCUCAGCUGCUGAUAUGGUGGAGCUGGCACUGCAGUUGCAUCUACUGCUGUGGAAAUUAAAUACUAAAAAUGUAAUUUUUAAUGACACGAGAACCAAGAAUUUGAAAUGUACAAAAGAUUUUAAGGAAAAUUUGUUUUGCGAACACAAAUUCAAAUUGUCACUGCUAAAGUAAACAAUUACACUUCAACUAUGUAAUACUUGUGUGCUAGACAAAGAUAAAAAUGUGCUUCAUAUGUAAACCUUUCAUGCUAACAUCCAUCAGAUUCAUGUUAAAACCAGAUAAUGGGAUUCUGCCUUCGAUGAAUCAACUUUCUCGUUAAGUUUGCUGCCUGAAUGUGAGGCACUGGAUCAGAACAUUUUUUAUCUGUUGCCCUUUCUCCAUGGGUUCCCCAUCUCUCCAUUUGUUUAGUGCUAGAAUAAAUGAAAGACCUAAUAGAGUUGACUUGGUUUUUUUUUAAUAAUCUCAAAACAUGGUACUGAGAUGCACGUUCGGGCAUUGGAGCAAUGGAAGUCAUUGCCACCAAAUACUGUUAAUAGAUUUUCCUUGAGCUUUUUCAAGCAUUUCUUUAAAUCUUGUCCGAUAAAUUAUACUUAUUAGUCAUCAUUUUGCCUUCAGAAUUCUAAAUUCAUUUUGACUAAUAGGAGUUAAACAGGUGAGUGAAGACUUAAACUUUGCAACAGCAGCAGGUCCUUGUAUGUUGUAUAUUCUUGAUGCUUAUAUAUAACUUUUACGUACAUGGGUGGGUGGGGUAAAAUGAAUGAAGGACAACUUUUUUGGUACAGUUUUUUACUUGAGGGCAUAAACUAAAUAUAAAGCUUGUCAACAGAUUAAACUUGGUGUAUAUCAAAUUUCCAAAGUUCUUUGGUAACUAUGUCAUGCAAAUAAUUCAGGUUGGUCAUGAUUCUUUGGCUUUGUGAUGAUUUGAUUCACUGCAUUUGUAUUUCACUGUAGUUUGUACAUUAUUUUUUUUGUGUAUUUAGCUGGGAAGAAGUAAAGUUGCUUAAUUUA